Molecule: messenger RNA, 2784 nt
Organism: Theileria annulata
Lineage: Eukaryota; Apicomplexa; Aconoidasida; Piroplasmida; Theileriidae
Exons: 4
Coding region: 1-2784 (927 amino acids)
Biological process (GO): rRNA acetylation involved in maturation of SSU-rRNA
Cellular component (GO): 90S preribosome; nucleolus
Molecular function (GO): ATP binding; tRNA binding; 18S rRNA cytidine N-acetyltransferase activity
Source: RefSeq, a predicted model, not a curated record
AUGAAAAAGAAGGUUUCAGGAGAUAUAAGAGCACUUGUGGAACACUGCGUUUCAACAAAUGAACGGUGUUUGUUCCUGAUAGUUGGAGAUAAAAGCCGCUUUCAAGUGGCAAACCUACACUACCUACUGCAAAGAGUAUCAGGGAAGAAACCAAACGUACUCUGGUGUUAUAAAAAAUCAUUAGAAGUUUCAUCACAUCAAAAAAAGAGACAGAAACUAGCUAAUAAAUUGGCAAAAAAAGGACUAUAUGAUGAAACAACAGAGUCACCAUACGAGCUGUUUCUGAGAACAACAGAUAUUAAAUAUGUAUAUUAUCGAGACUCACAAAAGGUUCUAGGCCAAACAUUUAGCGUGUUGGUUUUACAGGAUUUUGAGGCACUGACACCAAACGUGUUGUGCAGAACAAUAGAAACAGUGGAAGGAGGAGGAAUUAUUUUCAUACUUUUAAGAACAAUGGAGUCACUGGAAGAUUUGUACAAUAUUACAAUGGACGCGCAUUCAAAACUGUGCUCAUAUAGACACGACAAAGUGGAGCCGAGGUUUGUGAGAAGAUUUGUUUUGUCACUCUCGAGCUCAAAAAAUACCAUGGUAGUAGAUGAUGAACUUAAUAUCUUGCCAAUAUGUAAAGGAGGAUUAACUAACGAAGUAAAAAAAGACCCUAAAAAGAAGCUUAAUAAACUUUUGAAUAAAUUGAAUAGCGAAGAAUUCUCACAUGAAGAUUAUUUAGUACUGAAGAAACUAUCGACUCUAGCAGUGACAUAUAGCCAACUAAAAAGCCUAAUAUCACUCUUAAAUAUAAUACUUGAGGAAUCAGAUAGGAAGAUUGUAACAAUACUCAGUGAUAGAGGAAGAGGAAAAUCAGCAACAAUAGGGUUGUUUCUCUCAUCAGCACUUCAGUUGGACUUCAGAAACAUUUUAAUCGUGGCACCCAAUGUAGAAAACGUAUCAACAUUGUUUGAUUUCUUACAGAGAGGACUUAAGUGCCUAGGAAUUGAUGAGUAUUCAGGAUACACAAUUACAAGAACAGAAGGAUACCCAAGUUACCUAAAGCUGAAUAGAAGAAACUCCGGAGUAAAAUUCAUGUCAUCAACAGAAAUCAAGAACCCUGAAGAGUUCAUAAAGAUGUUCUCUUGGGAUAUUCUGAUCAUAGAAGAAGCAGCUUCAAUCCCGCUACCAGUAGUUGAGACUCUGAGCUCAAAAGGAAUUGUAAUCAUAUCCUCAACAACUGGAGGAUAUGAAGGAACUGGAAGAUCAAUUUCAUUAAAACUCAUACAAAAAUUCAAGAAAACUCUGUCAUCAGAUACAUUGUCUGAAAUCACACUAAAACAACCAAUCAGGUAUGCCAGAAAUGAUCCAAUUGAGUCAUGGCUGAACACACUAUUGUGCCUUAAUACAUUCAAGGACGAAGGUUUAGACUCGUGUAAAGGAGAUAUCAUAGUACCCCAAAAGUGCAAGUUCCUGUUAGUCAACAGGAAUCUCCUUUUCUCCAACCACCCAUACACUGAACACUUUUUGAAGAAGUUGACAUUCACACUUACCUCAUCCCACUACAGAAACUCACCAGAUGAUUUACUGCUGCUCUCAGAUGCGCCAGCACAUAAAAUCAUGGUCCUGGCGUAUGUGAAGCAGAAUGGAAAUAACAACGAAGAAAAGGCAAUGACUAAUGGUACAACGCCAAAUGGUACGGCACCAGAAAAUGAUAAAGAUGAACUAACAGAUGAUGAAGAAGAUAAAUUGGAAGAAGAUGACGGAUUAAGCAUAAUGUGUGUUCUACACGUCUCUUUAGAAGGAUCAAUAGGAAAAGAGGCAGUGAAGAAUGCAAUAACAAGAGGAGUUAAGCCGUCAGGAGAUUUGAUACCAUGGACAAUAGCACAGCAUUUCUGUACUGAGGAUUUCGGCCAAUUAAAUGGGAUAAGGAUUGUAAGAAUAGCUGUUCCACAAAGCCUACAGAGCUUGGGAUACGGAUCUGAAACAAUCAAAAGACUUAUCAAGUAUAGGAAUCUGAUACCGUCAGUCAAUGAAGACCAGGAUACACUAUUGAUGAAUUUGGAUGACCUUUCAGAGGGAACUGACCUGGACAAAAUUGAGGCAGAAAUGCCCAUUGAGGAAUCUUAUGAAAACAUGAGUCACAUUCACUACAUAGGCACGUGCUUUGGAGUUAGUUCAGACCUGGUUAAGUUCUGGACAAGAGUUGGCUUUAGCACCAUUUACAUGAGGCAGGUGCCCAACGAGUGUACAGGAGAGUUUUCAGCAAUAAUGCUUUUGAACACUUCUACAGAAGAUUGGUUAACUCCAUUUAAGGAAGACUUCAAACAUAGGCUUUUGGUACUUUCUGGAAGUUGUUUCAGGCAUCUCAAGUGUACUACCAUACUCUCACUACUUUCAGGCGGAGGAAUGAAGGGAUACUCAGAUAACUCAAGUGACUCCCAGACUGAUGUUGAUGUUGAAGUUGCGGAUGAUGAUGUCAAACUCAUUUUCUCACUAAUAAACUCACACGACCUCGGAAGAUUGGACCGAUACGGGAAACAGCUUGCAGAGUUCACGAUCGUCACAGACUUGAUACCCAAGAUUUCAUACUUGUAUUUCACAGGAAAACUUAACCUUAAAAUAUCGUUUUUGCAGUCAUGCAUACUGCUGGCAGCAGGCUCCCAGUAUAAAUCAGUAAAUCAAAUCUGCGAUGAGCUGAAAAUGCCCAUGAACCAGGUCAUGGCACUGUUACAGAAGACGGUAGUAAAGGUGUCUAGAGUACUAAGUAGACUGGAAACAAAAUCAGAGGAAAUUUAA